Molecule: messenger RNA, 213 nt
Organism: Paramecium octaurelia
Lineage: Eukaryota; Ciliophora; Oligohymenophorea; Peniculida; Parameciidae
Source: the annotation of a GenBank genome assembly
AUGAGUUGUUUUAAGGAAACUUUUAAUGUUAAAUAAAAUUUGGUCUAGUAUUACACAAAUUUGGAUACCUUACUAAUAAAGGUCCAAAUUGAGUAAACAAAUGCAUCGUUGAGCCUAAGUUAGUUUAAGAGUGGGUUGAUAGUAAUGUUAUUAAUAAUAUCCUUAUAAAAUUAAAAAAAAUAUUAAUAAUAGUGGAGCACUUUUUUGUAAUGA